Messenger RNA from Saccoglossus kowalevskii, 1179 nucleotides. RefSeq names its product solute carrier family 61 member 1-like. NCBI's taxonomy places the organism in Eukaryota, Metazoa, Hemichordata, Enteropneusta, Harrimaniidae. Gene Ontology annotation, molecular function: molybdate ion transmembrane transporter activity. The record is from RefSeq and is a predicted model, not a curated record. Gene Ontology annotation, biological process: molybdate ion transport. Gene Ontology annotation, cellular component: membrane.
AUGAAAGGUAAAAGUAGUUGGAAACCAGCCGAGUAUUGGGAUGAGAUAGGCGGUGGAAAGGAAAGAAGAAUAAAAAGGAUGAAAGGAUCAGAAAACCUGGGUUGCACUGGGAUGGGAUACGAGAAUGCUGGAAGUGGGCGACGGGCUAACUGUAUAAUUUACGGUAUCCUUUAUGGGUUGAGUUGCGUUACAAAACACUUCCCUUAUUUUCACAUACUGAUGAUUGGCAGGAUACUUGGCGGUACGGCUACUUCUAUCUUGUUUAGUGCAUUCGAAUCGUGGCUUGUGUACGAACAUAAUUCGCGAGGAUUUGACAGUGAGUUGUUAAGUACUGUGUUUUCUCAUGCCACCCUGGGUAAUUCACUGGUUGCUAUUGGAUCAGGCAUCGUUGCGCAAGUCUUUGCUGACAACUUUGGAUUUGUGGCGCCUUUUGACUUGUCAUUAACUGUACUUGUGAUAAUGUGUGUAUUUCUUGUCACUACAUGGACUGAGAAUUAUGGUGACGCAACUGGAAAUGUCAUGUCUUCUAUGAAGAGUGCCUUGAUUUCAAUUAAACAGGAUCGCAAAAUCCUGUGUCUUGGUUUAAUCCAGUCACUCUUUGAAGGUUCAAUGUAUACAUUUGUAUUGGAAUGGACCCCUGCGUUGACCCCACCAGAUCCACCUGAAGUGCCUGCUGGAUUAGAAGUGGCAGCUGAUGAUGAAGUCAGCUCUACAAUACCUCAUGGAUGGAUAUUUGCAAAUUUUAUGGUUGCAAUAAUGAUUGGAUCAUCAUUAUUUAAAAUACUUUGUAAAUACUCAUCACCGGAAUCCUUUAUGAGGCUUGUGUUAUUUAUUGGUGCUAUAUCCUUAGUUGUACCGAUUGUUUUACCUAAUAACAAAGAAUACAUCUUUGCUGGAUUUAUAGUUUUUGAAGUAUGUGUUGGAAUAUUCUGGCCUGCAAUGGGCACCAUGCGAGGGCAGUAUGUACCUGAAGCAACUCUGUGCCAAGUCCAGUUCAUGCUGAACAGCUGGAAGAGCAGUCCCCCUCCAGUCCCAAACGAAGCUCUCCGGUCACAAUCAAACCUAGCUCUGUUGCCAAUGAAAAGAACUGAUUUCACAAUUCCAGCCGUUUGCAGUGCACUUAUUCGCGCAGCUGAAAUUUUGUUUUGUGCUGGUGGUGGUGGUGGUGGUGAACUUUAA